Etheostoma spectabile (orangethroat darter) is the source of this 3168-nucleotide messenger RNA. RefSeq names its product zinc finger, matrin-type 4a (gene zmat4a). The transcript is spliced from 7 exons. Gene Ontology annotation, cellular component: nucleus. NCBI's taxonomy places the organism in Eukaryota, Metazoa, Chordata, Actinopteri, Perciformes, Percidae. Gene Ontology annotation, molecular function: nucleic acid binding; zinc ion binding. Bases 120 to 902 code for a protein of 260 amino acids. The record is from RefSeq and is a predicted model, not a curated record.
CGGCCAAUGGGAGCGCAGCAGGGCGGAGAGCAGCGGCACAUUGUACUACAGCGGAGAACUGCCGCCAACAGUAGACGCGGAUCCCGCUCUGUCUGUCGCUAUUCAGCAUAUUCUGGUUAAUGGAUUAUACAGUUUCUCUCCAAGUGCAACAUCAGCUGGCGGUGUUCCCAACACACGUCUGCCAGGGUUACAGUGUGGAGUUACAGAUGAAGUCAACAGAGGUGGACCAAGGGCUUUUCACAGACAGCUACUGCAAAGUGUGCAGCGCUCAGCUCAUCUCCGAAUCCCAGAGGGUUGCCCAUUAUGAGAGUCGGAAACACGCCAACAAAGUCCGGCUGUAUUACAUGCUACAUCCUGUGGAUGGAGGGUGCCCUGCCAAGAAGCUCAGAACAGACAAUGGCAGCGACAAGGGCGACGUGGACAAGAAUAAGUGCUGCACGCUGUGUAACAUGUCCUUCACCUCAGCAGUAGUGGCACAGUCACACUACCAGGGUAAAAUCCACGCCAAGAGGCUAAAACUGCUACUCGGGGAGCAGCCUGCCAUCACAACCAAAGAGGCAUCGCCCAGUCCAGUAAAGAGCUCCCCAGAAACAUCUCCAAUGACCUCCCCGCGACAGCGCCGUGACUCUGACCGCUACUGCCAGCUAUGCAACGCCUGGUUCAACAACCCAGGCAUGGCUCAGCAACAUUAUGAUGGCAAAAAGCACAAGAAGAAUGCUGCUAGAGCAGACCUUUUGGAGCAGCUGGGCAAGACCCUGGACAUGGGAGAGAUGAAAGGUCUUAAACGGAGCUAUACCUGUGAAGUCUGCAGCGUCACACUGAACUCAGUGGCACAGUAUCAUGCACAUCUGCAGGGCUCAAAGCACCAAAACAAUCUGAAGAAUCAAAUAUGUGUCCAGUGAGCGUGGGCCGAAGAUAAAAAAAAACAACUAUUGAUUGAUGUCAGACAAGCUGUGAUCAGCUUGCCCUGCUUUUUCUGCCUCUGCCCUGCUACUGCUCUCCUCCACAUCAUUUCAAUCUCUCUCUCACUCAGCCACCCAGCGAGGAGGAAAAGAAAGAAUUUUUUUUUGUAACUCUAGCACUGCAUCAACUCUCUCACCUGUCGGUAUACAGUACAGUUAAAACAGUUUCUCCAUGGUUGACCUUUGACAUUCUACUGCAGCUGUGUUUUUAUCCACUGACUCAGACGAGAGCAUUAAAGUGAUCUUUCUAAAAACGCACUGGAUGCUAGGUACUUGAGAAUAUAAGGGUUGUUUUUAACUCUUUUUGUUUGCUUUUACUUGAAUGAAACAGCAAAUUUAUUUGAAAUUAAAGGAAAAGAUAUACAUAAUUUAGCAUUGUGGGCUUUAUCUAUGACUCAAUCAUUCUCCCUCAGAUUCUGUAUGGUACAACUCUAAUGCUUUUAUUGCAUACAUGCUUGCAGUGGAGUUAAAUCCCCUUUCUGUCUUAAAGGGGUUGAUGGCAAUAAUGACACCGUUCAGACUCUUAAUAUAUGUUGUAAUGGUAUUAUCUUCUACAGGCUUGACUUCUGUCUAAUGACUUUGGUCGAAAUAAGAAACAGACGAUCAUUUUCAAAGGUUUUAAAGUAUAAUUCUGAUAAUUCCUUUGUAUAGAGCAAAAAUAACAGUAUCAAAUGUGUUUCCGUAGAUUUAGCCAACGUUCUUAUCAAUAACAAUAACAUUGCACCCACCAGGUUAUUGCUGAGAUACGGCAAGGCAAGAAACAUUCUAAAAUUUCUAUUGGGAUUUCUUUUCGGGAUGAAUAAAGUAUUUUAUCCAUCUAUCUAUCUAUCUAUCUAUCUAUCUAUCUAUGAGCAGUGCUCACCUCUGAUAUUAUACCUCCAAGUAAACUGGUUUAGAUACUUUGGCAAAACUGCUGGCUUGUCUAGAACCUGACAUAUUGUUUUGUUGUAGCAAAUGCACCAUUCUCCCAGAUCUCAGAAAUUACUUUGUUGGGGACAAUGUUACCAAACACAAAUUAUGCCUAAUGCUAAAAGAAAAUGAUACUUUUCCAAAAAUGGAUUCCUCCCAAUACAAACAGAUGUGAGAAGACCUGAUGUCUUCCACAAUUUUUGUUCUUUUUCUUUUGCUGUGUAACGCAGCAUACAGCAUACUGUAUGUGGUCCGCAUUCUAGGCUUAGAAAUAUUUCCUCUUUCAUUUCAGCAUGGUCUUCAUCUCAGGGAGGUGUAACUGGUUGCUUUAGUGAAAUUGAACACUGAUGUCGAGAAUCAAACAUUGACAUGUACUGAGUCCAUUCAACUACAGAGUUGUGUAGAAUGUGUUGGCAGAUAAGGUAAAAUGGACUGAAACUGUAAUGGUUUCACAAAAAGACAAUUGAUAUUGUGGAGUGUUUUAAAGAGUAAUAGUUCAAAAGAGUAAUAGAGUAUAUAUAAUAUAUACAGUAUAUAUAUUAUAUAUAUGCGUGUGUGUAUACACACACAAUAUAUAUCUUAUUUUAAACUCAUGUAGCAUUUGGUUUCUUACAUGUCAUGUUAAGAAAUUAAAGAUGUUGACUUUAAAGCCAGUGUUGUAUAAAUGACAACUAUGAGGAAAAUUAUAAAUGAAUAAUAAAUUACUGUUGUGGAUCAGAUUACUUUGUAAUUGCUGUCUGUUUACAGUAUAAGUGAUUUCUUCUACUGUUAUUAUUUCAGUGCUGUGUCAACUGCAGAACUGUGUGUUGUGAUCAAAAUUUAGCUUUGACUCAUGUUGUUCAAGGACUUUAUUUUGCAGAAACCUCGAAGUCUAUUACAGCAGAAAUCUCUUGAACACAAAGCGGGAGAUUUGUAGAGAAAGAUUUAAUAUAAUAAUUAUUAUUAACAAAAAAUUAUCACAAAACAUCAUGGACUGAGUACAAACUGUUGCUGGCUGAUGUCAAAGAUGCCGCCCUAUGCGAGAGACGCCACCACCGCCGACAUUAACAAUUAUUUAUAAAAUGUUUUUUCAAUUUUGCAAUUAAGAAGUGCACGUAUGAAUUUUUUUUAUGGCAAGUCAAAAAAACUCCACUGAAAUGCUUUGAUCAGCCUGAGUAAAAAUAUUUCUGUGCUAAGGUUGCUUUGGAUCAGUUGUUUUUUCCUUCAUCACAGGAUGUCCACCUCUUAUACACCCUCUAGUCCCCUUGUACUCUAUUGUGUCUGAAAAAAGAAUAAAAGACAUUUGCAACUACACCUA